AUGGCGCAAGAGAGUUGGAAAGAGGCGGAGGAUACGGGUGUCCACGCACCUGAGGCUCCGAUAAUGUGCAUCAACAACUGUGGCUUCUUCGGCAACCGGAUGACCGAAAACAUGUGUUCAAAGUGUUACCGAGACACUGUCAAGGCCAAGAAGAUGGCCCUUCUAGUCGAGAACAAAACUGCUGCUGCUGUUGCAUCGUCACCCACACCAAUGGUGGCAGAGAUCAAGGAUGAAGCGUCUGCCUCAGCCAAAGAAGGAAAACAAGUAGCCGAGGAGGAGGCGCCGAAGCCACCCAGCAACCGCUGCCUGUCGUGCCGGAAGAAGGUCGGGCUGACGGGGUUCAAGUGCCGCUGCGGAGACACCUUCUGCUCGAUGCACCGCUAUGCCGACGCGCACGAUUGCAAGUUCGACUACAAGCAGGCCGGCAGGGAGCAGAUCGCCCAGCAGAACCCCGUCGUCAAGGCUGACAAGGUCACCAGAUUCUGA
This is a messenger RNA of Triticum turgidum subsp. durum (durum wheat), 486 nucleotides long. Lineage: Eukaryota; Viridiplantae; Streptophyta; Magnoliopsida; Poales; Poaceae. The record is from the annotation of a GenBank genome assembly.